AUGACCAAGGCAACAGACGGGUAUUCCCUCUUGCCGGAUGAAGAUGAGCCAUAUAGGUCAUGCAAGUCAAAGAGGUUUAUCACCAAAGUGAUGUUCAUGUGUGCAGUAUGUAGACCAGUAUUUGGCGCCCGGAUGGGUAGACCAAAUUUGAUGGAACGUUGGGCCAAGUGGCCAGAUUGGGCAAGCAAAGAAAUUUACAUCCAGCAAGACAAUGUCACACCCCACAUAAAUAGUGUGGAUCUUGAAUUUGAAGAUGUAGCAAAUUCAGAUGGAUUUAAAAUCCAACUGAUUUGUCAACUAGCCAAUUCACCUGACACCAACAUACUAGACCUAGACCUAGGGUUUUCCCGGGCUAUUCAAACACUGCAGCAUGAGAAACCAUGUUCUACUGUUGAUGAAUUGUUGGGAAAUGUGUGUAGCUCUUAUGAAGAGCUAUCACCACAGACCCUAAACAAGGUUUUCCUCUCAUUGCGGGCUUGCCUUACUCAGAUUUUGAUAUUCAGCGGUGGGAACAACUACAAAGUCCCUCACAUUAACAAAGAUAGGUUGAAAAGAACAGAGGGGUUGCCCAAUGCAUUAGAUGUGGAUGAGAAGCUUGUGAGAGAUGUGCUGGAGUACUUACAGCUACCAGAGAACAAUGCAGGUGGUGCAUAUGACAUUGGACCUUUGUCUACUGCUUUUGGCUUCUAG
This is a messenger RNA of Salvia hispanica, 690 nucleotides long. Lineage: Eukaryota; Viridiplantae; Streptophyta; Magnoliopsida; Lamiales; Lamiaceae. The record is from RefSeq and is a predicted model, not a curated record.